AUGAUGGCACUAACCAGUGUCGGCUGGAGUGAGAUCUUCGCGGAGAAGGUCGUUCAAGCCAUCCUCAGCUGUGGCUACGAGCAGUUCUGCUUCCGGCCAAUCACUUCAGCACUCGUUCAGGAGCUUGCGCUCUUCUGUGCGUUUCUGUCGUGGUCGUUUGGCUUCUGGCUCUGGGAGCCACGGAAGACGGCGUGGACCGUAAUCUUUGCCAUCCUCGUCAAUGAGACCAUCACAAUGGUAUGGUGGAUGAGGGGUCACUUCUGCUACGGCUGGACUCUGAAGCAGUUCUUCCUUCAUCCCAUGGCUGGUUUCCGCAUCAUUCAGCUCUAUCUUCUCUGGUGGCUAUUAUGGAGGACGUUUUUCGGAUAUGACUUGGAUCACGCCUGGAAGCAUGAUGAAGAUAUGCAGGGCAACAAGCGGACCUUCGAGCGAAGCCUGCUCGGUGCGAACUUAUUGCUGCAGUGCUUCCUCUUCAUUUUCCUGGCGAAAGGUGCAUCUCCUAGACUGGAGUUCGGCCGGCAUCUCCUAGCAAUCCUCCACUCCUUUCUCCGGUUGGGGGUGAUCUUUGCAGUGCUGAUCCUCGUCUUUGCGAGCUUCACCUCGGCGUACAUCGUCAUGGGCUCCAAGCUUCCCUUGCGGGCUCUCAUCGAGAAAGUCUACCGGGGCCUUUUCCUUGCAGACGGUGAGGGUCUUGAUGUCAUGGAGGCAGGGUUCAUCGUCACCAUUUGCCUGCUGAACGUUUCCAUUGCGGUUUUCACCAUGGAGUACGAAGCAGCCAUCAAGGAGUCCUGGCUCCACUUCUGGCGCUGGCGAGCGCGCCUCUGCACUGAGGUCCUCCUUUGUCCGCGCUGGCCUUGGAAGUUUGAAGCAAAGUGGGGCCUUUGCCCAGAGCGGCGGCGCAUGGCCCAGUGGUUGGAGUGGGCGGCGCGGCUGAAAGAAGAGGUGAUGCCCUUCAUCCACGCAAGCCGGCUCUACCAAAGGACAUUCAACGUCUGCGGGUACCGAGUGAACUGGGAGCCUCUUUUGGAUGAGCCAGAACCAGAGGCAGAGGAUCACGAUGCAGAAUAUGUGAGGAUUGUGGGCUGGUUGACGUGCGCCGGCUUUCUGCUCUUGGGCUGCCUCCUCUUCUGUGCUGGGUUCCUGCAUGCCCUCUUCCCGGGUUUGGCCUUCGGCUUGGCCCUUACAGCAAUUCAGCUGCAACAGAGCAAAGUGUUCUCGCUGUGCAGCCUGGUGCAGAGCAAGGUACUGAAGUCAAUUUGCGCCAGAGGACCCUUUGGGCUCUCUACGUGCCAAAGGGAUUUCUCUUGUGAGGAUGAGGAUGACGAGGAGGACAGGCGGCAUUUGACAGACCGACCUCACUUCUUGUGGAUCUGCUACCGUGCGGACUACGAUGCGAACGUCUUCAUGAACAAGGAGGUGCACAAGGAGCACUUGGAUCAGCUUGAGUCCAGACUGAACUCCGUGUCGCAAAGCGUGGAGAAAUGGGGUGACGAGGUUCCGUGUUUAGGGUUUAGGGUUGUGGGGUUGUCAGAUUCCAACCUUACCUUACUGGGGGUUAGAACGGAAGAAGGAAAUAGAUAA
Symbiodinium pilosum is the source of this 1581-nucleotide messenger RNA. The record is from the annotation of a GenBank genome assembly. Lineage: Eukaryota; Dinophyceae; Suessiales; Symbiodiniaceae.